Knipowitschia caucasica is the source of this 519-nucleotide messenger RNA. NCBI's taxonomy places the organism in Eukaryota, Metazoa, Chordata, Actinopteri, Gobiiformes, Gobiidae. The record is from the annotation of a GenBank genome assembly.
AUGGGAGCGAAGACGUAUAACCUCCUCCGCAGCCUCAUCGCACCAGCCAAACCCGCAGACAAAACUAUUGAGGAGAUUACAAGAACACUCAAAAAUCAUUUGAAUCCAGCAUCGCUAGUGUUCGCGGAGCGCUUCAGAUUCCAUAAGAGAAACCAAGCAACGACUGAGACAGUGUCAGAGUACAUCGCAGAACUGCGGAGACUGGCGGAACAUUUGGCCAAGAAGUCUUCAGAACGAGUUCGUAUUUGUGGGGACUUCAAGGCCUAUCUGCAAAUGGAGAUGGACGAGAGUUCACGGAAGUACCUCACCAUCAACACUCACAAGGGCGAACCCCCCAGAGCUGCUCUACAGACCCUCCACCAGGCGAACACCCCAGAGCUGCUCUACAGACCCUCCACCAGGCGAACACCCCAGAGCUGCUCUACAGACCCUCCACCAGGCGAACACCCCAGAGCUGCUCUACAGACCUUCCACCAGGCGAACACCCCAGAGCUGCUCUACAGACCCUCCACCAGGUGA